Messenger RNA from Lucilia cuprina (Australian sheep blowfly), 4385 nucleotides. It is a transcript of the gene IntS6, whose product is annotated as integrator complex subunit 6. Lineage: Eukaryota; Metazoa; Arthropoda; Insecta; Diptera; Calliphoridae. The transcript has 2 exons. The record is from RefSeq and is a predicted model, not a curated record. Gene Ontology annotation, biological process: snRNA 3'-end processing. Gene Ontology annotation, cellular component: integrator complex. Bases 577 to 4020 code for a protein of 1147 amino acids.
AAUUGCACAAAUUUGACAGUUCGUUUCUUACUUUUGGAUGGAGAGGUUGUUUAAAUAAGCAUAUAAGAAGGAAAAUAACACAGCAACGCAAAUACAACAGAGGAAAAAAGUAAAAGAAAAAUAUUUUAAAAAUAACAAAAGAGAAGUGUGUGUAAUCAGCGCAACAACAACAAAAUCAACAGCAGCAGCAGAAGAGAUACAUGAGGAAAAAAUAUAUAACACAGUGGAACAAUAACAAAAUUUAUGAAAAGAAGAGAGUAAGAGCGUUUUUGUGCUCGCCGCGCUCCGUUUAGUGAUAAAAAAUUGUUAUUUAUUUUGAAUUUAAUUAGACUAAAAGGAAUGUAUUUUAAACAAGAUGACUACAAAUAGAAUAAGCGUUUUUAACGCUUAUUUUUAUUAGCAAGUGAAGAAAAGUAAAGGAUAAUAUUACAGUAAAACUAAUAAUUGAAAACAAUAAUACCGUUCGUUAUAAAUUUAAAAUUCACGCAAUCAAUUGAAAAAAACAAACAAACGUUUUAAUAAAGUGUUUAUAUUGAUAACUUCAAACACUACAGCAAGAGUUAUAUUAGCAAUAAAAUGACUAUUAUACUCUUUUUGGUCGACACUUCGUCGUCCAUGUGCCAAAAAGCUUAUGUGAAUGGUGUGCAGAAGUCGUACUUGGACAUUGCCAAAGGAGCUGUCGAAACAUUCCUGAAGUACAGACAACGUACACAAGAUUGUCUGGGUGAUCGUUAUAUGCUGCUGACGUUCGAAGAGCCGCCAGCUAAUGUUAAGGCAGGUUGGAAGGAAAAUCAUGCCACCUUCAUGAAUGAGCUGAAAAAUCUACAAUCGACCGGUCUAACCUCUAUGGGGGAAUCGCUGAAAAAUGCUUUUGAUUUGUUAAAUUUAAAUCGUAUGCAAUCUGGUAUUGAUACAUAUGGACAAGGCAGAUGUCCUUUCUACUUAGAACCAUCAGUAAUAAUUGUUAUAACGGAUGGAGGACGCUACUCUUAUCGUAAUGGUGUGCACCAGGAUAUAAUAUUACCAUUGAAUACCCAAAUACCGGGUACAAAAUUCACCAAAGAACCUUUUCGUUGGGAUCAACGUUUAUUUUCUUUGGUAUUGCGUAUGUCGGGCAACAAAAUAGAUGAGCGUGUGGAAGGUAAAGUACCACAUGACGAUUCGCCCAUUGAAAGAAUGUGUGAGGUAACUGGAGGAAGAUCAUAUCGAGUGCGUUCGCAUCAUGUAUUGAAUCAAUGCAUAGAAAGUUUGGUGCAAAAAGUGCAACCCGGUGUGGUUUUACAAUUUGAACCGCUUAUACCAAAAGAUCCCAACAACAUGCCCAAUGAGGCAUUACAGGAUUUGAUUUUCCAACCUCUUAAAAAAAUGAUUUAUGUACAAAAACAUAUUAGUCAGAAAACCUUCCCGAUAGGCUAUUGGCCUCUGCCAGAACCUUACUGGCCAGACCCUAAGGCUGUUACAUUACCAUCGAGAGAUGCUCAUCCAAAACUGAAAAUAGUUACUCCUGCAGUAGAGGAGCCACAAAUGGUACACAAUUUCCCAGUAGAUAAGUAUGAAAUCGAAGCCAGCCCUUUAACUUUGCAGAUUUUGCAAAAACGAGAAAUGAAAAAAUGCUGGCAGGUGAUUAUUUCGAAUGGCAUGCAUGGCUUUGAAUUGCCUUUUGGUUAUUUGAAGCCUUCCUCAACGACUUCGCAAGUACAUCUAUAUGUUUUGGCCUACAAUUAUCCAGCACUGCUGCCUCUCUUACAUGAUCUUAUACACAAAUACAAUAUGAGUCCACCAAACGACUUAAUGUAUAAAUUUAAUGCUUACGUCAGAUCAAUACCUCCGUAUUAUUGUCCUUUUCUGCGUAAGGCUUUACUUAAUAUUUCCGUACCCUAUACUUUGUUGCAAUUUCUGUUGCCAGAGAAUGUGGAUAACUAUUUGUCACCGAACAUUGCCAACCAAUUGAAGCACAUCAAGAAUACAGCCAAGCAAGAUCAAGAAAAUCUUUGUAUGAAGGUGUACAAGCAACUGAAACAACCGAAACCUCCGUAUCGGCAGGUGGAAACGGCGAAAUUAAAUCCUGGCGUUCCGCUGCGCAGAGAUUUAGUGCGUCAUCCCUUACAUCGUGAUACCUUUGCUAAGUUGCACUCUGAAAUAGAGCCAUUGGAAAACUACACCAUUGUAGUGCCGCAGCUAACCAGACAGUCAUCGGCCAAGUCUUAUCGCAAUCCAUUCGAUAUACCACGUCGAGAUAUUAUUGAAGAAAUAGGACGCAUGCGUGAAGCAUUUAUGAGACCACAACCGAUCAGCCUUGUGGCUAAAGAUUCGGGUCAUUGUUUGCCUAUUGCAGAGAUGGGUAACUACCAGGAGUAUUUGAAGAAUAAAGACAAUCCCUUGAGAGAAAUUGAACCCACUAAUGUGAGACAACACAUGUUUGGUAAUCCUUAUAAAAAGGAUAAGCAUAUGGUGAUGGUAGAUGAAGCCGAUCUGGGAGAAGUGGCGCCAAUGAAGGGUGGUAAUGGAGCAGGUGGUCCGGGCAGCCCGAUGGGACCAUCGGGUGUUGUCAAGAAACUGGAUUCAUCUAGGCCGCGCAAACGUAAGGCUGGUCCUAUACGCAAUGACUAUGUUUUCCGACGAACCUCAACCGAUUCCCGACCCCGCACACCUACAUCUCCCUCCAGCUUAUCCUCAGCAACAUCUUCAGUAUCAUCCCUCUCCGACAUGGAAACAGACGAUUCUGCGUCCGAAACAUCAUCUAUAUCGUCGGGAAUUUCAGAGGAUGGAGAUCCAGAACGCUUGGUAGUAGCAUUUCCUGAUUUUGCCGACGAGGAACCACCAGAUCAGGAAUUUGCCUUUAAUGGCUACGUUAGAGAUUUCAUAAAUGGAGUCGGCGUAGAAAAUAGCUGUGAUAGUUCAAAUAAUGAUAUUUUAACGCCACCCAGUAGUUCGAAUCCAUUGGGUUUGCACGUCGGACCUCUGCAUAAUGGACAAAUAACACCACCUAUGAGUCCUCAUCCCCACAUGAUGCAACAGCAUUCUCCUGCCUCAUCGCCGCAUCCGUAUCUAGCUAAUUACAAUAUGCCGCAUGAACCAACCACGCUGCCACCGCCUCUUAUGGGAUCACCGCACAUUGGACUUGGUACUACGCAGCACCAACCGCAGCAAACAUUAAAUGGUGGUAGUAUGAUGUAUAAUUCACCCAUGCUCCAAACAACUACAAAUGGCAUGGUGAAUCCCCUUAUCAGUAACCCGGUAAUGGUGUCUCAACAACAAUCAACAGCAACAUCCAAUGCAUAUCAUGUACAAGUCGCUCAACAACAACAGCAACAGUUGCCCCAGCAUACACAUCAAAUUCCAGCUAAUAUACAGCAACAUACAGCAUCAACACAACUGCAGCAGCCUCAGCAGCACAUACAGCAUAACGAUAUUAAUGAUGCUCAGGAAAUAUCACGAAUAUUACAACAAUGUCACAAUGGCAAUAUCAUGCAAACAUCGUCUACAACGUCGUCCUCGUCAUUAUCUUCCUCCUCAACGACAGCUAGUGAUUCAACUCUAGACAGUGCAAAGUUAGAUCCCGAACAAGCUUUAAUGCCACCACCUUCCUCGCUUCUUUCGUCCUCAAUGAAUAAUAACAACAGCAAUAGUUUCGAUUCGCUGAAAAGAGAAACGCUUGCUACAGCAUCAGCAGUUGCCGGAACCUCACCAUUUGUAACAGCAUUUUCAAAUCAUCUCAAUCACAAUAGUAUACUACAACCGCCACUUCUUCCCCUUCAACUAACCGAAGAACAAAAAGAAUUGGCCCGCAAACACAAUCAAGACCUACGUGCUCAAGUUUUUCGUGAUAUACGCAAACCGGGUCGCAACUACUCCCAACUGCUGGAACAUUUGAAUUUGAUUAAAGGUGAUUUAGAUAUGAAAUCCAAUUUCAUACAAAUGUGUAUAACCGAAUCGCUAAGAUUUCGUCGCAAACAAAUGGUCAACAGUAUACAGGAAUGGUGGGAUAAAAAACAGCAACAGUUGCAAGCAACCAGUUAACAAUUACUAAUGUAAAAUAAAGAAGUAUUCUUAAAACUAAAACAAUACAUAGGCUACAUAACAUACAUACUUACUUGCAUAUACAAACAUACAAUAUAGAAUAGCUCAUUUGGAAGCAAUUGAUUGAGUUGAGCAAUCGAAUGAUGUUGAAAAGACGGAAAGAGGAGGAGUGGCGAAGAAUCUAAAUAAUGACAUUUUGUGAAAUUUUCGGUUUUACUUACUAUUAGUAUGUUCAUUUUUUAAUUAAUUGAAUGUGUAUUAUUUUUGUUCAAUUGUUUUUGUAGAUAUGACAAUAAGAGUUUAACUUUUUGUCGAUAUUCUUAUUUUACAAAAUACCGAAUACAGACUUAAUAAUUUUUAACUAA